CCAUGCAAGGCGGAAAACAGUUCACAAUAGACAGCGGAUGGAAGAUAUAAUCGCAUGAUAGUGAGAUAUAUGGCAUGAAAUAUGACAUUACAGCUGAUAAGUGUUUGUAUACAAAACUGUGCGCUGUCAGGUGAAAGACAUUUAAUUGAAUUAAAGAAAAUCCGCGUAAAAUGUUGGUAAAUGAUGAGUAGUAAAGAGGAUCAACAUUUGGGAAAGAGCUACUUCGCUCUCGUAGCUGGUGGUUGUGCAUCCGCGGCCAGUUUUUUCGGAAAAUUGUCCGGUGAAAUUGAUGCCGCGAGCAACUUGAAUAUCUGGAUCGUCCGUGCAACAUGCAUCGGAUUAAUGUUACUGUGCAAUGCAAUGGUUUGGACAUUCUUCGUAAAAGCACUGCAUUCAAAAGGAGGAACUUUGAGAGCAACGGUUAUGAGCGCAGCUACAAAUUAUUUCCUGUCAUAUAUUCUAGGGAUUCUUGUGUUCCAUGAAGAAAUUACAUCACUCAAAGCGUUGGGAAUAUCGUUGAUUUUAGCUGGACUUUUAUUAAUUGUUAAAGAAGAGACUGUUAUUGAAGAUACUAGGAAAAAAGACUAAUAAAAACAGAUAUUUUCAUAAUA
This is a messenger RNA of Hermetia illucens (black soldier fly), 611 nucleotides long. RefSeq lists its product as uncharacterized. Bases 181 to 588 code for a protein of 135 amino acids. The transcript has 3 exons. The record is from RefSeq and is a predicted model, not a curated record. NCBI's taxonomy places the organism in Eukaryota, Metazoa, Arthropoda, Insecta, Diptera, Stratiomyidae.